This is a messenger RNA of Perognathus longimembris pacificus (Pacific pocket mouse), 5467 nucleotides long. RefSeq names its product Rho guanine nucleotide exchange factor 10 (gene Arhgef10). The coding region runs from base 312 to 4343 and encodes 1343 amino acids. The record is from RefSeq and is a predicted model, not a curated record. Gene Ontology annotation, molecular function: guanyl-nucleotide exchange factor activity; protein binding. The transcript has 29 exons. Gene Ontology annotation, biological process: actin cytoskeleton organization; positive regulation of stress fiber assembly; mitotic spindle assembly. NCBI's taxonomy places the organism in Eukaryota, Metazoa, Chordata, Mammalia, Rodentia, Heteromyidae. Gene Ontology annotation, cellular component: centrosome.
AAUUCUCAGAUCUCAGCCUCCUGAGUAGCUAGGAUUACAGAUGUGAGCCACCAGUGCCCAGAUUGUUUUCAUGUCUUAAUGAUAACUUCCAAUAGGAAGGAACACCUUUUCUCAAGUGGAGAAACUUGCGAGGUCACAUAGAAGAGCAGUGGCAGAGUCUGGUGACUGUGGACUCUAUGUGGCUCCUGGUGGAUGCUGAGCCUGAGGAGGAUUAUUACUAGAAAGUCCUGUCUGCUGAAAGGAGAGGGCAAUGCCCCUGCCAGUGGUGGCCCCUGUACCCUGCUCAACCUGAGCACCUGCCAGGGCUAAGCAUGGACCAGAGAGAGCUGCUCCCUCCUGCUCCCACAGAAAAUGAAGUGAAAUAUGAUCCUAAUAACAAUGAAGAGGAAGAGGGAGAACAGUUCGAUUUUGACAGUGGAGAUGAAGUUCCAGAAGCUGAUCGGCAGGCCCUGUCUGCCCCUGAGGCUGGAGGAGCAGAAACAGGAGGAGCUGCUGUUCCCUCAGAAGGUGAAGAGACUGUCACUGUGGCUGGACCAGCCACAAUUGCUGUUCCUCCGAAAGUGAACCCGUAUUCUGUCAUUGACAUCACACCAUUCCAGGAGGCCCAGCCCUCGACCCCUGAUUCACAUGUAGAGGAGGAGGAGGUGGGCCUGCAUGUGCCCAGUGGGUACUCAGUGCCUGUGCCCUGUGGCUAUGCUGUCCCAUCCAGCCUCCCACUACUGCUGCCACCGGCCUACUCCAGCCCUGUCAUCAUCCGCACUGAGUCUGUGGAGGAGGAAGCAGAAACACCAGAAGUCACAGAAGAUGGCCAGUUUACUUCUGUGAGUUCUGAGGGGCCUGCACACAGUGGUGAUCAUGGCAAUCGAGAGGGCAGUGCCCUGGCCCAGUGGGCAGCCGACCCCGCCAACACUGCAUGGAUGGAAAAUCCAGAGGAAGCAAUUUAUGAUGAUGUUCCAAGGGAAAAUUCGGAUUCUGAACCAGAUGAAAUGAUUUAUGACGACGUGGAGAAUGGAGAUGAUGGUGGAAACAGUUCUUUGGAGUAUGGAUGGAGUUCAAGUGAAUUUGAAAGCUAUGAAGAACAAAGUGACUCAGAGUGUAAGAAUGGAAUUCCCAGGUCUUUCCUGCGAGGCAGCCACAAAAAGCAACUCUCUCAUGACCUAACCCGCUUAAAGGCGCACUGUGAGGAAAAGAUGAGAGGCUUGAUGGCCAGCACGGUGGGAGCCGUGGAGGUGCGGAGGCCAAGGCGAAGGCGGGAGCGGAAGAUGCAAAAGCUAAUGAAGGCGGCCAAGGAGGGCACCAGAGAUGGGCUUGAGAAAACCAAAGCUGCUGUGAAAAGAGGCCGCUCGUUCAUCAGGACCAAGUCUUUCAUUCCUCAAGAUCACAGAUCUUGUCUUGAAGAAGACCAAAAUGUGUUUAUAGAGGUUGACUGUAAGCACCCAGAGGCUAUCCUGACUCCCAUGCCUGAGGGCUUGUCUCAGCAGCAGGUUGUAAGAAGAUAUAUACUAGGUUCAGUCGUGGAAAGUGAAAAGAACUACGCGGAUGCUCUUAGGAGGCUUUUGGAGCAAUAUGAGAAGCCACUGUCUGAGAUGGAGCCUCGUAUUCUGAGUGAGAGGAAGCUGAAGAUGGUGUUUUACCGUGUCAAGGAGAUCCUGCAGUGCCACUCCAUGUUCCAGAUUGCCCUUGCCAGCCGUGUGUCUGAGUGGGAUGCUGUGGAAACAAUUGGUGACGUGUUUGUAGCUUCGUUUUCCAAAUCCAUGGUGCUGGAUGCGUAUAGCGAGUAUGUGAAUAAUUUCAGCACGGCCGUGGCAAUCCUCAAGAAAACAUGUGCCACUAAGCCUGCUUUUCUUGAAUUUUUAAAGCAGAGCCAGGAGUGCAGCCCUGACCGUGCCACCCUCUACAGCCUCAUGAUGAAGCCCAUUCAGCGGUUCCCCCAGAUCAUCCUCCUGCUCCAGGACAUGUUAAAGAACACCUCCAAAGGACAUCCUGACCGACUGCCCCUUCAGAUGGCAUUAACAGAGCUCGAAACCUUAGCAGAGAAGUUAAACGAAAGAAAAAGAGAUGCCGACCAACGCUGUGAGAUCAAACAGAUAGCAAAAGCCAUAAAUGAAAGAUACCUGAACAAGCUCCUUGGCAGUGGAAGCCGGUACCUCAUUCGCUCUGAUGAUGUGAUAGAAACAGUUUACAAUGACAGGGGAGAAAUUAUCAAGACCAAAGAACGCAGGCUCUUCAUGUUGAAUGAUGUACUGAUGUGUGCCACUGUCAGCUCCCGCACCUUGCACGAAAACCACAUUGUGACCAGCCAGAGGUACCUGCUCAAGUGGAGUGUCCCUCUGGGACACGUGACUGUGAUUGAGUACGGCAGCAACCCCAGCACAGGCGAGCAUAGCCGAUACCCCUCUGUGCACUCUCCUGAAAGCCUGGCUGUGGUGGCGAACGCGAAGCCUCACAAAGUUUACUUGGGGCCAGGACAGUUAUAUCAAGAUCUGCAAGACCUGCUGCAUGAUCUCAAUGUGGUUGGUCAGAUCGCUCAGCUAAUAGGAAACCUUAAAGGAAACUAUCAGAACUUAAACCAAUCAUUAGCCCAUGAUUGGACAUCAGGUUUACAGAGACUGAUUUUGAAGAAGGAAGAUGAAAUUAGAGCUGCUGAUCGCUGUAGAAUUCAGUUACAGCUCCCAGGGAAGCAGGACAAGUCUGGGAGACCGACAUUUUUUACAGCUGUGUUCAACACAUUCACCCCUGCUAUCAAAGAGUCCUGGAUCAACAACUUACAGAUGGCCAAGCUUGCCCUGGAGGAGGAGAACCACCUGGGCUGGUUCUGUGUGGAUGAUGAUGGGAACCAGACUAAGAAGGAGACGCACCCUCUCCUUGUGGGACACAUGCCUGUGAUCGUUGCCAAGCAGCCCGAGUUCAAGAUUGAAUGUGCUGCUUACAAUCCCGAGCCUUACAUAAGUAAUGAUAGUCAACCAGAUUCGUUUUCUGUGGCACGUGGCUUCCUGUGGAUUGGAAGUUGUAGCAGUCAAAUGGGCCAGAUUGCCAUCGUGUCAUUUCACAAUUCCAACCCCAAAGUCAUCGAAUGCUUCAAUGUGGAGUCGCGCAUCCUCUGCAUGGUGUACAUCCCCGUGGAGCAGCCCCCGGAGCAUCGCGCAAGCCCAAACUCUGAGGCCACAGCCACCAGGCCUUCCGACGUGCCCACCAUCUGUCUGGGCACAGAAGAAGGAAGCAUUUCCAUUUAUAAAAGCAGCCAAGGCUCCAAGAAAGUGAGACUUCAGCACUUUUUCACUCCUGAGAAGUCCACAGUCAUGAGCUUGGCCUGCUCACCACAGGGCCUGUAUGCUGGCUUGGUCAAUGGGUCGGUGGUCAGCUACACCAAGGCUGCAGAUGGAUCCUGGAAUGCAGAACCUCAGAAAGUGAUCAAACUUGGUGUCCUGCCAGUCAGAAGUCUCCUCCUGAUGGAGGACACGCUGUGGGCAGCUUCUGGAGGCCAGGUGUUCAUGAUCAGCUUGGAGAACCAUGCCAUUGAAAACCAGCUGGAGGCCCACCAGGAAGAAGGGAUGGUCAUCUCCCACAUGGCAGUGGCUGGCGUUGGGAUCUGGAUUGCCUUCACCUCGGGCUCCACCCUCCGUCUCUUCCACACGGAAACGCUGAAGCACCUGCAGGACAUCAACAUUGCCGCCCCUGUGCACAGCCUGCUGCCAGGGACAGGACACCAGAGGCUGUCUGUGACCAGCUUGCUUGUCUGCCAUGGCUUGCUGAUGGUGGGUACCAGCCUGGGUGUGGUCGUAGCCCUGCCCGUCCCUCGACUGCAGGGGAUCCCCAAAGUGACAGGAAGAGGCAUGGUCUCCUACCAUGCGCAUCACGGUCCGGUCAAGUUCAUUGUCAUGGCCACGGCUUCGCAUCAGAGGGACAAAGACAGAGCCAGAGAUGGCCCAGCCCCGGGCCUGGAGGCUCAGGAUGAAGACCAGAAUGCUCUUCCAGAUGAGGGGCCCACGCCCUACCCUAGCCAGGGUGGCCCGGACACAGCCACAGCUGUUUGGUUGGGAGAGUCCCCAGGGUUGGUGACUCAGAAGAGCGACCUGUCCUCCUCCUCAGGGUCCCUGAGCCUGUCCCACGGCUCUGGCUCCCUGGAGCACAGGUCUGAGGACAGCAGCGCCUGCGACCUCCUGAGGGACGCUGCCACCUCUCUCCGGAGCGGGGUGCAGUGGUCCAAGAAGGCCAAGGCCAGCUCGGCCCUAGUGGUGUGCGGGGGCCAGGGCCACCGCCGUGUGCACAGGAAGUCCCGGCAACCCCAGGAGGAGCUGGUGUCCUCCGUGAUGGUCUGGCAGAUCCCGCUGCUGAGCGCGUAGGGAAAGUCGAGGAGCAGCCCCCACCCCACCCGCUGGCAUCCAAGUGUGACAUGAGGGGACCCUGCCUCUCAGCAGGGCACAGGCCCAAGCUGCCGAGCCCGCAGCACCGACCACCGCAACCUGUGCUUGAGGAAGAAAUACAUGUGCAAUAUGUGAGGUGGCCCUCCUGCCCACCCGCCCCCCACCUUCCCCCCCCGGAACUCCCCUGGGGACGGCGAGGGAGAGCAGAGCGGGCCUUGCUGCUCUCUGCCAUGUCCUUCAUGGUAAAUGCAGAGGGCCCAGCGUCCGUCAGCUCAAGGCCGGCCGUGCGGGGAAAUGUAACGUAGUCACUAGUGGAGGGAUUUACUAACAGUUCUUUUAACAGCUUUACUUGACUCCAGUUUUCUACUUUUAUUUAUGUUUUAUAUUUUUAAAUUCCAAAACAAAAUGUGUAACAAUUUAAGAAGCCAGGUAGCCCACAGUUGGGGAUUUGCAAGUGGGCUACUGUGUGCACUCGAGAUUGUAACAAAGUUGUGUUUUAUAUUAAAAAAUUAACAGUGUUUUAGCCAUGAUACUAUCUAGUAUUUCACAAAUAGUCUUUGCUUUGAACCAAAUACUCAGUCAGCCUUUAGAGUCGAGUGUCAGUGCCGAGUACGCGUGCCUUCCGGUGGGUGUGAGCAGCGUCCCUGUGCACAGAGCCUCCGCCCGUUCUCCGCACCUUCCCUCUGGCUCGCCUGGCGUGCUGCCGCUGGAACGUUCAUUCCAAGCGGCCCGAGGUGCUCUCCAGGGGCUGUGCUGCCGCCCGUGCCCCCCCCCCUUGCCACUCUGCGCCUCCGUGCCCCCUCCCCCCACCACCAGUGGAGGACACAGGCUGGGAUCUGCAGUCGGGUCCAGGUGCCUGGGAAACUGGGGGCUCCAUGUACUUAAGUUGCAUCAACUUUGACGAAUUGGAGGAAUAGCAAGAAGGAAAAAAAGGCCUCGCACAGGCAUUCACCAGAAACAAACUUCUCAGCACUUUAUAGAUAAAUAAAAACGCUAAUUUUAUGACGUAGCCAACUGUUUUCCACAUUACAUGUAUACUCUCAAGCUUUCUUACACUGUUAGCUGCCAUCUUGUUCCUUAAGUAAAGCCUUUUUAUCUAACAA